Penaeus chinensis is the source of this 714-nucleotide messenger RNA. RefSeq lists its product as uncharacterized. NCBI's taxonomy places the organism in Eukaryota, Metazoa, Arthropoda, Malacostraca, Decapoda, Penaeidae. The transcript has 5 exons. The coding region runs from base 1 to 714 and encodes 237 amino acids. The record is from RefSeq and is a predicted model, not a curated record.
AUGACUAACGAGCGCGGUUUCGAACACUCAGGUGCAGUGAGUCGAAGCCGGCGAAACGGACACGGGGAAUCAAUCUUCAUCUUGUCUUCUAAAAUGAAAAAUAAGAGAAGAUCAUUAAACGAAACCAAGGAGGAAAUGAGUACAAUACAGAAAAAAAAAUCAAGAUUCAAGUACGACUUCAAAUACGACUUCAAGCAUGACUUCAAGUACGACUUCAAGUACGACUUCAAGCAUGACUUCAAGCACGACUUCAAGUACGACUUCAAGCAUGGCUUCAAGUACGACUUCAAGUACGACUUCAAGCAUGACUUCAAGCACGACUUCAAGUACGACUUCAAGCAUGACUUCAAGUACGACUUCAAGUACGACUUCAAAUACGACUUCAAGCAUGACUUCAAGUACGACUUCAAGUACGACUUCAAGCAUGACUUCAAGUACGACGACACAAACAUUGAAUCGGGCGGAAGCGCACGAACCAAACGCAACGAGAGCGCGGAGCCUCGUCCUCCUCCGCGCCGAAAGGACCGCAAGGCGCGGCAGGAGCGCGAUACAUCAUGGCCGAGCGCGCCGCGGGGGUUGUCAGUCCGCGCAGAUAACAUUGAGGACGCGCAGUGUCCGGUUUCCUCGGAGGCCGAGCGGCGCUGCCUUGCAGACGCUGGCGGCUUCCGUAAAGCCGAAACUCCCAUGAGAAAUCCCAACAGGAGCCGACCAUAG